CCUACCCGACCGGUGCGGCCCCUCACUGUGGGCGGAAAAGACACGAGUCCGCACCAAGUAGUUUUUCUCGAAGCAGGGUCGGACUCCCCUUGCAGUGAUAGCCUGACUUUGUGCGCUGAGAGAUCUCAAAGGGAUCAAAACUUAAUUUCACUCUGGUCUCAAGUGACGUGACAAAUUCCUGAAUUCGGGAUUAUGGGUUGGCUUAAUUGGUUCGGGUGAUCCUUGAGUUUCCCUCCCGCUUUAAAAUGUCCUGACGCUAACUUAGUACAGUGCUUAGUACCUGAUGCUCUAGGGCUAGGCGAAGGCAGUUCUGCCCCAGGAUUGUGCAACCCGUUCUAAAGCGCCAGUAGGGCAGAAUGAAUUUAUUCUUGACUCCACUGGUAAUUUGCCCAUACGCUGAAAUAUGAAGGUUGAUGUUGUAAUUGAAUCCUGGGUUACUAGCUGCAGUUGGUUUAUAAAUAUCUACGCCUAAUGUAACUACUCUUUAGUAGUUGACUUCCUGUAGCCCUGAGUUCAGCGUUAAGUAAACAUUCGCAGACGUAGAAUCUUCAUGCUUUCUUUGAGUUUAUAUCGACUAGGAAGGUUAAAAUUCCACAUCCCUUAUAGGCGGCAAAAGAAGUUAAACGGGGCAUGUAUAUUAAGUUUACUCUAUCUUGAACUCUUCUUGCGUCAUUAAAAAGCUUCCUGUUAAAUUGCCAGAGUUUAUUCUUUUUGCUUUUUCUUCAGAUAUUCUAAUACCUUAAUAUAGUAUCAUGCAGCAGUUGAAAUAUCAGCUCUGGUUGCUUUGGAGAGAAGAUCUUGGUUGAUUACUUUUUUUUUUUUUUUUGGAAGGAAAGCUAUGUUAAGCUUAUGAGGAAAUUAAAACAGCCUGGUACUAAGCAAAUUUUUCUGGUCCACUGUGUGUAAUCUCAAUUUGUAGGAUUUUGCAGCAGUAUGCCUCCAUAGGAGAGUCUUUCAACAUCCCUUUUUUGAAUCCUACAAGAUGUUCCUUCUUCCCUUCCUGCACAAUAAAAUUGCACUAAGUAACUAAACGCAGUAGUAUUGAUAGAGUGUCAGGUUUGGGAAUAGAACCACGCUUAAUUGUCUGAUAUAUCAGUCUGUUUGUGUAAUUUUUUGCAUUCUUGUGAUUUUCAGUUUUAUUUUACUUUGAAAUUGUGGAUCGCAGUUGUCAUGUUUUACUUAUUGAAAUAAGCUCCACACAUGUUAAAAAUUAAAAUCUAGCAGAUCUGUAAUUGAGCCAGGAGUAAAGCUUGUUUUCCCAGGUUAGCGUUAUGCUCAACAGACUGUAUUUUGCCUCUUGAUUCAGUUGUGCUGUAUGUGGUCAUCAGCUUCUUGGUCUCAUAUUGUUAUGCUGUUUUAAUGGUAUAGACCUUGUCCACAUGGUAGCUAUCCUUUUGAGAUUUUCUGUAUGCCAGGAUUCAUACUGUUUUUAUUGGAAAACUAAAUCUACAGAGAGAAUAAAUUGAGGAUAUAAGGUUACCCAGAGUAACAUAUUACUUAAAUCAGUAAGUAGUAUGAGGAAGGUUACAACAGGUAUGUUUGUCCACAUAGGAAAAUACUGCUUAUUUAAGAGUAGCUGUGAAAGUUAUCCUUAGGGAUCCAUUCAACCAACAUAAGAAAAUUUAGGAGACAUAAAAGUUAUCCUUAAGAUGCAUUCAAAUUCUAGGAGCUUUAGGAUUUUGCUUUAAAGAACACACAAAAAUGAGGGCACCCACCUAGGAAUUCUCUGGGUAGCUUGGGGAAUUCCUUGGGAGUGGCAGAGGCCACCUGUGGCAGACUAGGUGCCUGAGGAGGAGUCCUGUGGCAGGGCCUUGCACAGUGGUGCCUGCUGGCAGAAAAUCACCUCUAGAGACUGGUUUUUUGCUUCAGGGUUGCUGUUGGUGUCAGAUUCACUCCACAUCAUCUACUUUAUAGGCUCCAUUUCAUAUUUUUAAGCCAGAAACCUAGUUGACCGUCUAUCUGCCUUAUUUGCCCAUCUUGGUUCCAGAUGACUUCGCGCUCGUUUGCCAAAAAUUAGGUCCCUCUUCAAACAACUAAGAUUUGUCAUGAUUUAAUCCUUAGAGCAUACAGGUUUAGAAAGAACAAUAAUGGCAAGUAAUGUAUAACUUUAAAGUUCAUGGUUCACAAUUGGAUGUGUAGAUUUGACAUACCAUAUUUGUGUUUUUUAAACAUCCCUAAACUUUCUCUAGUCACUAUCUUCAGAUCUUCCCUGGCAGUAUCUUGGUGCAUUUUCUCAGUGAUUAGUAUUUGAGUGCAAAGAUGUGGCAUUGCAUAUAGACUGCUAACGUAUAACUGAAGAAUAGUGAUUUUUUUCACACUUAAUCCUCAUUUUUAAUCACCCUUAGAAUUUUCAGGGGCAUAAAAUUUCAUUCCCUUUGAGGCAUGCUAGUGACAAUAUGUGGACUCCAAUACGAAAGUGUUUUUUGGACUAAAUACACUAAUCCUCUAUUUAUGUUAUAAAUUGCCUCGCAACGGAGAAGACAGCUUUAUCUAGGAAAGUAUUACAUCAGCUUAGUUUUGUGGGCUUUAGUUAAUUAUGAGAUGGAUUCCCUCUUAGUUGUACUUCAUGUGCCAAAUUCUUUGGAAACUCUUAAUUCAAAUUUAGCUCUUUUUCUCACUUGGGAGUUGUUUUUUUCCCCCUCCUUGGAGGUAAGUUCCACUCUACUAUUGCCUGGAGCUUGGCAGCUAACAAUUUGACUUUUAAAAAGUAUUUCAUUAUUUGACUAAAAAAAAGUAUUUCUUUACUGUGCUUCUAGGAUUUUCAAAGGUCAGUGAAAGCUCCCCACGUAGUUAUCUUAUUAAACUGAAAAAUAUACAGUCUUGUGGUAUAAACUAACUUAAUCAGUAAAACCACAGCUUGCUGAAGAUAAGGAAAUAAAUUGUUAAAGACUAUUACUGCAUCUUUAAGAAUUAAUUUUUUGAUAGUUUGAAUAUACAUACAUGUGCCAUUAUCGGUUACAGGAUCGCAAUGGGAUGCUGUUUUGAUAAUCAAAAUCUUUAGUCUUUUAUAUAUUUAGGAAACGUCUCAAAAAAUAAGUGGGUGUUUUAUUACUGGCUUGAUAGACAUUUAUGGAAUGGCUCCAUUAGUAACGUGUCAUAUUAACAGAAUGAUCACGGACCUGGGGCCAAAGAACAAGAUGCACUAGUGGACAGAUUGCUGAUCCGGGGCUUGAGAGCUGGGUUCUGUUUUCCCUCCUCAAACUGACUUUGCAGCCACGGAGAGGAAGGGGAGAUGGAAGGUGAGGCGGUUGAAGCCAUUGUGGAGGAGUCUGAAACUUUCAUUAAAGGAAAGGAGAGAAAGACUUACCAGAGACGCCGGGAAGGGGGCCAGGAAGAGGACACUUGCCAUCUACCCCAGAACCAGACUGAUGGGGCUGAGGUGGUCCAGGAUGUCAAUAGCAGUGUACAGAUGGUAAUGAUGGAACAGCUGGAUCCUACCCUUCUUCAGAUGAAGACUGAAGUAAUGGAGGGUACAGUCGCUCCAGAGGCAGAGGCUGCUGUGGACGAUACCCAGAUCAUAACCUUGCAGGUUGUAAAUAUGGAGGAACAGCCCAUAAACAUAGGAGAGCUUCAGCUUGUUCAAGUACCUGUUCCCGUAACUGUACCUGUUGCUACCACAUCAGUAGAAGAACUUCAGGGGGCUUAUGAGAAUGAAGUGUCUAAAGAGGGCCUUGCAGAAAGCGAACCCAUGAUUUGUCACACCUUACCUUUGCCUGAAGGGUUUCAAGUGGUGAAAGUGGGGGCCAAUGGAGAGGUGGAGACGCUAGAGCAAGGGGAACUUCCGCCUCAGGAAGAUCCUAGUUGGCAAAAAGACCCAGACUAUCAGCCACCAGCCAAAAAAACAAAGAAAACCAAAAAGAGCAAACUGCGUUACACAGAGGAGGGCAAAGAUGUGGAUGUGUCUGUCUACGAUUUUGAGGAGGAGCAGCAGGAGGGUCUGCUGUCAGAGGUUAAUGCAGAGAAAGUGGUUGGUAACAUGAAGCCUCCAAAACCAACAAAAAUUAAAAAGAAAGGUGUAAAGAAGACAUUCCAGUGUGAGCUUUGCAGUUACACGUGUCCACGGCGUUCGAAUUUGGAUCGUCACAUGAAAAGUCACACUGAUGAGAGACCACACAAGUGCCAUCUUUGUGGCAGGGCAUUCAGAACAGUCACCCUCCUGAGGAAUCACCUUAACACACACACAGGUACUCGUCCUCACAAGUGCCCAGACUGUGACAUGGCCUUUGUGACUAGUGGAGAAUUGGUGCGGCAUCGUCGUUACAAACACACCCAUGAGAAGCCAUUUAAGUGUUCCAUGUGCGAUUAUGCCAGCGUAGAAGUCAGCAAAUUAAAACGUCACAUUCGCUCUCAUACUGGAGAGCGUCCCUUCCAGUGCAGCUUGUGCAGUUAUGCCAGCAGGGACACAUACAAGCUGAAAAGGCACAUGAGAACCCAUUCAGGGGAAAAACCUUAUGAAUGUUAUAUUUGUCAUGCUCGGUUUACCCAAAGUGGUACCAUGAAGAUGCACAUUUUACAGAAGCACACAGAAAAUGUGGCCAAAUUUCACUGUCCCCACUGUGACACUGUCAUAGCCAGAAAAAGUGAUUUGGGUGUCCACUUGCGAAAGCAGCAUUCCUAUAUUGAGCAAGGCAAGAAAUGCCGAUACUGCGAUGCUGUGUUUCAUGAGCGCUAUGCACUCAUCCAGCAUCAGAAGUCACACAAGAACGAGAAACGCUUUAAGUGUGACCAGUGUGAUUACGCUUGCAGACAGGAGAGGCACAUGAUCAUGCACAAGCGCACUCACACUGGGGAGAAGCCUUAUGCCUGCAGCCACUGCGACAAGACCUUCCGCCAGAAACAGCUCCUCGACAUGCACUUCAAACGCUAUCAUGACCCCAACUUUGUCCCUGCAGCCUUCGUCUGUUCUAAGUGUGGGAAGACAUUUACACGCCGGAAUACCAUGGCAAGACAUGCUGAUAAUUGUGCUGGUCCAGAUGGUGUAGAAGGGGAAAAUGGAGGAGAAACGAAGAAAAGUAAACGUGGAAGAAAAAGAAAGAUGCGAUCUAAAAAAGAAGACUCCUCUGACAGUGAAAAUGCUGAGCCAGACCUGGAUGACAAUGAGGAUGAGGAGGAGCCUGCCGUGGAAAUUGAACCCGAGCCAGAGCCUCAACCUGUUACCCCAGCCCCACCACCAGCCAAGAAGCGGAGAGGACGCCCUCCUGGCAGAACCAACCAGCCCAAACAGACCCAGCCAACAGCCAUCAUUCAGGUUGAAGACCAGAAUACAGGUGCAAUUGAGAACAUUAUAGUUGAAGUCAAAAAAGAGCCAGACGCAGAGCCCGUGGAGGGGGAGGAAGAGGAGGCCCAGCAAGCUGCCACAGAUGCCCCCAACGGAGACCUCACGCCCGAGAUGAUCCUCAGCAUGAUGGACCGGUGAUGACGGGGCCUUGCUCAUCGCCAGGACUGCUCUGGGCUGUGUUUAAACGGCCUGCAUCUUAAUUUUUCUCCCUUCUUUCUUUUGGCUUUGGGAAAAAGCAUCAUUUUACACCAUUUUACCAAACAUACUGAGAACUAAAACUUCAAGGAUGAUGUUAGAAAAAUGUGAUUUAACUAGAACUUGCUGUUUGAUGUUAGCAAAUCAUGGAAUGUUCUGAGUCCCUGAGGGUUUACUGUGAAGUGCUGAGGACAGUGUUGACGCCUAACUGGUUUUCUUAGAAGGAAACAGAGACAUUGAACCCUCUCUCUGCUAUGGUAAACCACUCCAGAAUGGCCACCGGGUUUCCCAGAGUUCUAUGGUCUUCUUCCCAGGAGAAUUUUUAAUUGUAAAUGCAGACUUGGGAAGGGCUUAGACUUUUAAACUGGUUUUUGCUUUUGCUUUUCCCUGGCUCCCUUUGCCUUGGAGUCAGCUGCACACCAGUAGUAUGGCAUGCUACGAUCGGUUUCUGUCCUGAAGGCUUUGCCUCUUUCUUGGCAAAGUUUCUGGUAUGGUCAAGCUUGUAAAUAACCUUUUUUUACAUUUUAAUCUUUUCCAUUAAUUAAGAGGUUGAAAAGAAGUGCAGUGUAAGAAAACCCAGCAUUUUAAUUACUUGCAAAUUAAGUUACCACAGACUCUGUAGUGUGUAAAUGUUGACAAGGAAUUGGAUCACAAUCAUGUAGCAGAACAGCACCCAGACUGCUGCCCGCUAGUGACGGACACCCACGUGGAAGAUCGUGAAUUCCAGCCCAUGGAGCCAGCAUUUGAACCUUGUACAAUUAACUUUCAGUUAUGAUUUCCCAUCUACAUUUUCUUUGCUCUGUUUGUAGCUGAAUUUUGUGUUUUAUAAAUCCUCUGUUAAAGCAGAAGGGUGAUUAGGAGUGGGUCACAGCAGCCCUUAAAAGCUGGGCCAGAAAAUUCACUAGGUCAGUAAUUUAAACUUUGGAUCUUCAAAAAAUAAUAAUAAUGUGAAGCAAAACCAACUAAAAAAGUGAUUCUUGCACAUGAACUGUCACACGUUUAAAAUGUGUUUUUUAGAGAGCCUCAGUCUUGCUGAUUUCAAACACUUUUUUCUUCUGUGUAUUGCUUUUAAGAGAGCCAUCAGUUAGCUAUCAGACUCUAGGUUGAUGCAUUUUGUACUUAGCUGUACUGUGUGAUAUUUUUCAUUAUUUUAGGACACCAACAUGAGACCUGUAAUAAAAUAUGUAAUGGGGUUGAAAGCUGGGGAGGAGGAUCUACUGCUGUACAGCUAAUAAAUCAUAACAGAUUAACAAGUGCUCCAAA
Messenger RNA from Diceros bicornis minor, 6736 nucleotides. RefSeq names its product CCCTC-binding factor (gene CTCF). The transcript is spliced from 12 exons. Gene Ontology annotation, molecular function: RNA polymerase II transcription regulatory region sequence-specific DNA binding; DNA-binding transcription factor activity, RNA polymerase II-specific. Bases 3233 to 5416 code for a protein of 727 amino acids. Gene Ontology annotation, cellular component: nucleus. Gene Ontology annotation, biological process: regulation of transcription by RNA polymerase II. Lineage: Eukaryota; Metazoa; Chordata; Mammalia; Perissodactyla; Rhinocerotidae. The record is from RefSeq and is a predicted model, not a curated record.